This is a messenger RNA of Trichechus manatus latirostris (Florida manatee), 858 nucleotides long. It is a transcript of the gene UNCX, whose product is annotated as UNC homeobox. Bases 1 to 858 code for a protein of 285 amino acids. The transcript is spliced from 4 exons. Gene Ontology annotation, molecular function: sequence-specific double-stranded DNA binding; DNA-binding transcription factor activity, RNA polymerase II-specific. Gene Ontology annotation, biological process: regulation of DNA-templated transcription. Lineage: Eukaryota; Metazoa; Chordata; Mammalia; Sirenia; Trichechidae. The record is from RefSeq and is a predicted model, not a curated record.
AUGAUGGACGGCCGUCUCCUGGAGCACCCGCACGCCCAGUUCGGAGGCUCACUGGGCGGCGUGGUGGGCUUUCCCUACCCGCUGGGCCACCACCACGUGUAUGAGCUGGCCGGCCACCAGCUGCAGUCGGCCGCCGCCGCCGCCGCCGCCUCUGUGCCCUUCUCCAUCGACGGGCUGCUCAGCGGCUCGUGCGCCGCAGCCGCCGCCUCGGUGGUCACCCCUACGCCGCUGCUGCCGGCCGCCUGCGGGGUCGGCGGCGACAGCCAGCCCUUCAAGCUGUCAGACUCGGGGGACCCGGACAAGGAGAGCCCGGGCUGCAAGCGGCGGCGCACCCGCACCAACUUCACCGGCUGGCAGCUGGAGGAGCUGGAGAAGGCGUUCAACGAGAGCCACUAUCCCGACGUGUUCAUGCGCGAGGCGCUGGCACUGCGCCUCGACCUGGUGGAGUCCCGAGUGCAGGUCUGGUUCCAAAACCGCCGGGCCAAGUGGAGAAAGAAGGAGAACACGAAAAAGGGCCCAGGGAGGCCGGCGCACAACUCGCACCCGACCACGUGCAGCGGCGAGCCCAUGGACCCCGAGGAGAUCGCGCGCAAGGAGCUGGAGAAGAUGGAGAAAAAGAAGCGCAAGCAUGAGAAGAAGCUACUGAAGAGCCAGGGCCGCCAUCUGCACUCGCCCGGCGGCCUGUCUCUGCACAGCGCGCCCAGCUCCGACAGCGACAGCGGCGGCGGCGGCCAGCGCGCCCGAGGGCGACGAGGUGGAUAUGGACUGAGCGCGGCGACGGCGGAGGCGGCGGCGGCGGCGGCGGCGGGAGAGGCGCCCACUCGGCCCGGCCGGCUCAGGCUCCAACUCCCACGAUGA